Molecule: messenger RNA, 1748 nt
Organism: Pomacea canaliculata
Lineage: Eukaryota; Metazoa; Mollusca; Gastropoda; Architaenioglossa; Ampullariidae
Exons: 7
Coding region: 268-1221 (317 amino acids)
Source: RefSeq, a predicted model, not a curated record
UCAAUACCUGUCUAGUAAAACCUGUUAUAAUCUUGCUGUGGCCAAAGCCACAAGUCUUAUAAGGACUUGAGCCGAAGACUAGCAGCUUUUUCGUGGUAACACCAGGUUGUGGCUGCUUGUCUUUUUGCAUAUCAUAGUCCAUGAAGUCAACUUUUACAGUGCAGGCGACUUUUUCACGACCAUGAGUAUAGUUCUUCGCAACCUGGUGUUGUUGACCUUUUUUCAUUUUUCAACAGCUUGCUUUAAGUACAACUGGACAGACACUGAAUGUGGACUCUACGGGGAUCCACACAUCCGGCCUUCAGUGGAGCUCGGGGAACCAUCUUCCUUCCUUGCCGGUUCCAUGCCGCCCAGCUGUUCAUGAAUAGUCCUUCCAGCGGAAUUUGCUUUACAAACAUUUUGGUAUUCGGGGUCGUGCGUGGUAAGGGAGUUUACACUGGUGGAGCAGAGAUUCAUAUCAUAUUGGUUAGCAACAGUCAUCUGAAGCAUUCUCUUCAGAUUGUUAUCUCCGAGGGCAUCCUGAAAAUAACAGGCGGACUCGAUCCGAUGCCCAGCAUUACAUGGGGAACAAGCAAUCAAAUGCAGAUAGGUCCUCUUGUAAUCACGUGGACAUUUAAUGGCCCCUAUGUGACACUGAGUGCACCUUUGUGUGGACUGACCCUGGUGUACAGGACACUCUCUCUCCGCCCGUCAGGGAUUAUUAUUCAGGCUGCUACAAGACAAUCCCUCGCUUAUGCUGGGUACCAUAAAUACGUUUUCUGUGGCAACAGAACUGAUGUUGAAACUAUGUUCGAAGACGAUGGAAUGUCUUUGGACUUGAAUACCAUUGACCAGGUGCUUGCCUACAGAAUUCUUUCACCUUCUCUGUCCCAGCAGCUCCUCAUCCCAUCCCUGACAGGGCAGCUGCAUCCAAACCGUGGGGCGUGUGAACAAGCAAGCAAGAUGUUUCGUGGGUGCAGCUCGGAGGAUAAGAUCAAGGCAAUAAAAAUCUGCCUCUUCAUCUUCACCAAGCGACUACUGUUGAAGUGCUUCUCAGACUCCGGUGCAACAACCCCAAUGAUAGUUUUCAAUACUUGUAUUUCGGUGGUAUGCAAUCCAAGUGGUGUUUACUGCGAUUCUUUCAAAACAGCUGUAAGGCCCUGUAUCCUGACAGUAAAUAAACCACCAAAGCUUCUCUCACUCAUGUAUAAUUCUACCGACUGCACAACCCCGACAAAAUAAUUCCAUGAGGCAAAAUGUGGAAUGAUGAGAAAUAGUUACUGACAAAUAGAGAAAAUAUUCAAUUGUCAGAUCUUAUAGUUUUUGUCUUCUCAGUUAUCAGUUUCAGUGCAGUAGGCUCAAUUCAGUGGUAUAAAAAGUGACUUUUUGCAGUUGCAUAUCAUCUACAAGGCACCAAAAGCAAACAUUUAUGAAUAUGUCAUGUUUUCACAUAAUUUGUUCUUGCACAGUUCGUUUUGAACACUUAUGGUGAGGCGAUGAUGUUCUCCAUAUCAGUGCACAUACUAUCCCCUGAGUGACCCCCAUUUUGUUACCCGAUUUUUUAUUUAUUUAUUUUUUUUUUUUUUAUCGCCUUGGAUAAGAACAAAGAAAACCUAACAUAUUCUAAAAAUAUUUAUCCUGAGUGUUCGUAACCGUGUCGGUUGUGUCAACUUUAUUAAAAGCUCCAGGAAAAAUGCAAAAUAUUUUGUAUGCAACUGUACAAAACUAUUUGUGAACAAACUUCACGAUAAUAAACCUCUGCAACUGGA